Episyrphus balteatus (marmalade hoverfly) is the source of this 4016-nucleotide messenger RNA. It is a transcript of the gene Oatp30B, whose product is annotated as solute carrier organic anion transporter family member 5A1. Bases 129 to 3812 code for a protein of 1227 amino acids. The record is from RefSeq and is a predicted model, not a curated record. Gene Ontology annotation, biological process: sodium-independent organic anion transport; transmembrane transport. The transcript is spliced from 11 exons. Gene Ontology annotation, cellular component: membrane. Gene Ontology annotation, molecular function: protein binding. Lineage: Eukaryota; Metazoa; Arthropoda; Insecta; Diptera; Syrphidae.
CUUAUUAAAAUAAGGUUAAAAUAUCCUUUAAAAUCAGGAUUACAAAAAAAAAAAAAAACAGAAACAAAAAGUUUUUAACUUUCUUUAAACAAAAAAAAACGACCUAGAACUUGAAUGAAGGAUUCAUUAUGACAGCAACAACCGUUACACAACAUCAACAACAACAGCAACAACAACAAUACCAACAACAGCCGUCACAGGAUCAGGAUAAUAUACACAACAACCACGCCACACUUCAAAACAUAGAUACUGGUGGAGGAGGAACGAGCACGAGUUCCACCAGUGGACAUCGCAAAGGUCACAGAAGACAAGAAUCAAUGUAUCAAAUGACGGGACUAUAUUCGGAAACAAAUAGCGGCGAUGACAGCAGCAUCGAUGUGCCUGCCGAUUCGGGCAGUCCAGAGCCAAUUAUGCCACAAAGCAGCAGCAGCUGCAGUGGCAAUAAUAAUAAUAUCAAUAAUGUCGCCGCCGCUCAUUGCAGCAAUGGCGCCUCUACCUCAAACACACACCGCAUCUCCAACAAUCAUCAUCACCAUCAUUCGCACCACAAUAGCGUUACAGAUACGGUGAUCAAAUGCCAUAGUCGUCAGGCGUCCAGUUCGUUAGUGGACAGCCGAAACAGUGGCCAUCAUAAUCAUCAUCCGCCGCCACUAUCGCUGCAUCAGCAACCGUCACACGAUGAUCCAGCCUUUGAUGAUCCAGAUUUACAAAGCCGCGAUUGUGGCAUCCUCAAUUGUCGUCCAUUUGUUAUACAAAAAUUUGCUAGAAUUAAAAUUUUCGUCCUUUUGCUAUCGAUGCUAGUCACUCUGCAACAGGCUUUGAGUUCUGGCUAUAUUAAUUCAGUGAUAACCACUAUCGAGAAGCGUUUCGAUAUACCAUCGAGCUAUUCGGGAUUGAUAGCUUCGAGCUAUGAGAUUGGCAAUGUUAUUACGGUGAUAUUUGUCAGUUAUUUGGGCAGUAGAAGACAUAUACCAGUUUGGAUUGGAAUUGGUGCUGUGAUUAUGGGUAUCGGAUCGUUGGUCUUCAUGGUGCCACAUUUUACUGGCGAAGCAAAUCCUGGCAUCACGCUUGCCAAUCAAACGAGUGAUAAUAUAUGUCGUGGCGUCUCAGUCAGAGAGCAUGAUAUGGGUUUGGGAAGACUUUCGAGUGGAUUGUCAAAUCAACCACUCGCUCCACACACUCUGAGAGAGGAUAAUUGUCUGAAAGUUAAGUCUUCGACAUUUGGGCCAGUUUUGUUGUUUGUUAUUGCCCAAUUGCUGCUGGGAUGUGGUGGCAGUCCAUUAUUUACUCUCGGUACUACUUAUGUGGAUGAUCAUGUGAAGACAGAAAGUUCAUCCAUGUAUAUUGGGUGCAUGUAUAGUAUGGCUGCUUUUGGACCAGUUUUGGGAUUCCUUUUGGGAGCAUAUUUGCUGUCCUUCCAUAUGGAUUCAUUAUCAUCGGCUAUAAUUUCAAUUGAUCCUGGUGAUCGUCGCUGGGUUGGCAUGUGGUGGGGUGGAUUUCUUCUAUGUGGAGUGCUGCUGCUUAUUGUUGCUAUUCCAUUUUUCUCCUUCCCAAAGGUCCUCACCCAUGAAAAGAAAAAAAUCCGCAAAACCUCUGAAAAGCUACUGCCACCAAUCCUGCCAAAUAAUUCAAAUAGUUUGCCCCGCAAACUUGAUGAAAAGCUUAAAAAAGACCUAGGAGAUAAAGCACCCGAAGUUAAACCUCAAGUUGAUACUGGUUAUGGAAAGGAUAUCAAAGAUAUCCCUCAAUCAAUGCUUCGUUUAGUUACCAAUCCGGUCUAUAUCACAACAUGUCUCGGAGCCUGCAUGGAACUUAUGAUUGUCUCCGGAUUCGUCGUUUUUCUACCAAAAUAUCUAGAAACCCAAUUCAGUCUUGGCAAAAGUCAAGCCAGUGUAUUCACUGGAUCAAUUGCCGUUCCCGGAGCAUGCAUUGGCAUCUUUGUGGGUGGUUGUAUUCUAAAACGUUUCCAACUGAAACCCAAAGGUGCCGUUCAGUUUGUUCUCAUAUCGAAUGUGGCUUGUCUGAGUUGUUAUGCUCUGUUAUUCUUUUUGGGUUGUGAGAAUCUCAAAAUGGCCGGUACUACAAUUCCUUAUUAUAACUCAUCGACGCACAGUUCAUUGGAACCAUUUACUGUGAAUCUAACAGCAGCUUGCAAUUUUGGUUGUGAGUGUUUGACAACAGAUGUGGAACCAGUUUGUGGCAAUAAUGGCCUAACAUAUUUUAGUCCCUGCCAUGCAGGGUGUACAGCUUUUUCAUCAAGUUCCAAUUAUACUAAUUGUGCAUGUGUUCAUUCCAAUAUAACCAGCAUUUUUAAUGGACCCGGUGGUAGUCAAGCUCAAGCCUUGAAUGCCUAUGAAAACUUUGCUGAAGUAACUGUGGUACCGGUGGCAACAGCCGGACCAUGUACCACUCCCUGUCGGACUAUCUAUCCAUUUUUGAUAUUGCUCUUCUUUAUGACCUUCAUGGUAGCGUCAACGCAAAUGCCACUGCUUAUGAUUGUCUUGCGUUCGGUGUCCGAAGAGGAACGUUCGUUUGCCCUAGGAAUGCAGUUUGUUAUUUUCCGUUUAUUCGGAUAUAUUCCAGCACCGAUAGUCUUUGGAAAUCUAAUAGAUUCAACGUGUUUGCUAUGGAAGUCAACUUGUGGCGAAAAAGGUGGAAGAUGUUUGAUAUAUGAUAUCGAGAAAUUCCGAUGGAAAUACGUUGGAUUGUGUGCAUUUGUAAAGAUCGUUGCUCUGGCAAUAUUCAUGGUUGAUUGGUGGCUGGUGCGAAGGCGUAAGCAAUUGGACAAGCUGAAACCUCUGAAUACUAACGAAUUAGUUGUUGGAUCGAUCAUCAGUUUGGAUAAACUGUUUGAAGAGAAAUUAGCCGACAAUAAUCAAACCGUGGUGCCUUAUGGAGGUAAUGAACUGAUUAUACCCUCAGAAAUCCUUAGGCAUUCUCGCAACAAUUCCCGCACAAUUCAACUUGAAUCUGGCUAUGACAAAGGACAUAAUUCCCUUCAUCCAUCGGCAGCAAUUCUUCCACAAACUAAAUCGAAAAAACACUUCCGUAGUGCAUCGUGUGAUGUGAAAAUGAUUCGUGGCUAUAACGCCAAGGAUCACAAUGAUGACUACAACAAUACCAAUACAACAAAUAGUAAAUUCCGAAAUCUAAAGAAAUUCCAAACACAUUCCCGAAAUAAUUCCAAUGACCUUAAUUCCACUGAUUUGCGACAAAAACUCACCACCACCUCCACCUCAACAAAUGCCCAUUCCAGAAAUAAUUCCCGUGACGAACCGAAUAUCAAAUUUAUACAAAAUCAAUUACACAAUAGCAAAGACGAUGAUUAUGACGAUGAGGAUAAUUUGACUCCAGGAUGUGGAACAUUUGUGAAGAAACACUCCCGGAAUCAUUCGUAUGAUCAGAUUUAUAUGCCAAAUAAUUUUCGAAUUGAUGUUGAUCUAUUUCGUGGGAGGAAGAGUGUCAAUGUCGUAAAGAAUGUUGAAAAUAAAGUUAAGAAUUCGAAUGAGGGUGCCGCUGGAAGUGGACAUUCACGUAAUAAUUCCAAAGAUUUGAAUAUCAACGACAAACAAUUGUUGGCAGCUGAGGCGGCAUCGUGUAUUUUAAGACAUCGUCGAACUAAUUCUAAGGAUUUGAAUGUUAUCGUUGGGACUGGUGGUCCAGUUGUCGAACAGAAGGAAGGGAAUACAGCUGUCGCUCCUGUUUCAUCAUCAUCAUCGUCACAUGGACGAUCAUCAUCUCAUCAUAAGAUUCAAAUUGAUCAGGAUGAGAAAGUUACUCCUCCUGAUGCAAAUGAUUUAGAUCGUUCGUAGGAACAAUAUGAUUUGUUCCUUACAAAACAAAAUUUUAUUUCCUUAAUUUAAAUUAAAAAAAAAAAGAAUAUAUUUUGAAGGACCCCUGUAGAGAACUGUGUUGAGUGUGUGAAGAUGCAUGUGCAAUGUGUGAAUGAAAAUUUAAAAAAAUAUGUGCACUAGAAAAAUAUAAGAAGAGAAUUGUUAUUAAAAAAAAAUACAAAA